Messenger RNA from Amoebophrya sp. A120, 549 nucleotides. NCBI's taxonomy places the organism in Eukaryota, Dinophyceae, Syndiniales, Amoebophryaceae. The record is from the annotation of a GenBank genome assembly.
AUGUACACGGUCGAAGUCUACGGCAAGUAUCAAAAUGGAACAUUCCCUCUCUCCACACUCAAAACGAGGUUUGUGCAAACAUGAUUUGCGAUCGCGAGUCGGCUUGCCAAGCAAGGCGGUUUCUAGUGCUAUCUGAAAUGGAAUGGCUUUCCGUGUCCAACUGCUCAGAAGCACGACCACGACGCAUUGCCUGCGACCUGGGUUCGAAGUCGAUUGGCGUUCGCAAAUACAGCAACACAAGUCGCGCUUUGAACAUGGGAAGGGGGAGUGUUUCCUUACGAUAGCAAAGAAUACAGCUUCUGCGAGAAUUAUCGAAAGAAGAAACUGUUCCACUGCAGUGCAAAAUGUGCCUGUAUCACUGGAGGAACACGCGAUGGAAAAAAAUUGUGCUUGAUCCUACCGGCGCAAGACGGACUCUUUUUGUCAUGCAAGAAAACGACCUUGUCCGGCGAGACCUCCAAAACUAAAACAGUGAGACACUUUUUUCGCAUGAUACGGCAACCCAGAGGGUUCCGAUGAAGAUUGCCUCCCGGAAGACUGCCCAGAUAG